Rosa rugosa (rugosa rose) is the source of this 1344-nucleotide messenger RNA. Its product is annotated as F-box/kelch-repeat protein At3g06240-like. The transcript has a single exon. The record is from RefSeq and is a predicted model, not a curated record. Gene Ontology annotation, molecular function: protein binding. Bases 1 to 1344 code for a protein of 447 amino acids. Lineage: Eukaryota; Viridiplantae; Streptophyta; Magnoliopsida; Rosales; Rosaceae.
AUGGCGUGGACAGAGGUAAUGAGGAAGUUCUUCAGAUGCAAAAAGAAAACAAACUUGUUUGAUUUACCCAGUGAUAUCAUCAUAGACAUCCUUCUCAAAUUGCCACUAAAAACACUUUGUUGCCUUCGAUGUGUCUCUAAGACCUUGUUGGAUAGAAUCGACGAUCCUCUCUUCGUUACAGCACACACACGCUUACUUACUAGUACAAAUGUUGCUGGUGAAGUUCCUCGGCUAAUGCUUGUUACCGGAAUUGCACCUUUGGGUUACAUAGACAUGCAGUCACUGAAAUACAAUGGCGAAGCCUUGAGAGCAGAAACCAAGAAUAAUGCAAUUGUCUCGAGGAUUUUGCCCCCUUCAAAACCUUACAUACUGAAAUACUGUUUAGAAUUUUGUUACCACGACUUGUUUUUCUACAAGGAAGAGUCUGAAGGACAGUCAUGCUUCUUGUGCAAUCCUCUUCGGGGAGAAGUUCUAAAGCUCCCAACAAUCAAUUUUCCAGUUCAAAAGAACUUUUGCUGUUCGUAUGGUAUGGGAUUCGAUAAAUUAACCAACAGCCACAAGAUUGUUUGUGUCUCCUCAACUAUUGAAGGAUGCUUAGAGACUCACGUUCUUGUAUUAGGGACAAACUCAUGGAAAAAGAUAGCCUCUCAGCCUCCUUGUAAUUUAAGUGAAAAGAAGAUAUGUGCAUAUGGAGAUAUGCAUUGGUUGAUUGAUCUCUCAUUACAAGGAAGAGAUGAUACCAAAGGACUGCGGAUAAUUUCUUUCGACUUCAAGAAAGAUGAAUUUUAUUGGACUCCCCAUCCUACCUCAGUAUCUUUGGUUGAUGUGCCUUUUAUGCACUUGCUUACUUUCGGAGGAUCUAUCGCCAUUGCAUAUGUUUCAUCGGAUUUGUAUAUUAACAUAUGGGUGUUGAACAAUUAUGAUACCAAAGAUUGGGCACUAGAUUACUCCAUGGAUAUCCGUAUGUUUUUAGAACAUGGGCAGUUGUCUAAACUAUUAUAUAGUCAUAGCUGUGGUGAAUGGGAGCACGGUAUAAUCUUUAUGGAUAAACUAGGCCGAGAGUCAUCUUUUUUGGAUCUAGGACGUACUUCCAUGGAACACAUAACACUGCAUACAAUAUUCACAUGUGGAAGUUCUUUGAGCCCUAUGAAGAUCGUCGGCUAUACUGGGAGCUUCAUUUCUUUAAAAGAUUAUGGCCAAUUGGUUAGACUAGAACCGGGAGUAGAAACGUAUCGAAUGCAAUCUAGCUUCUUACAAAAAUUAGGGCUAUGUUUUGUUGGUGCUAAGAAGAUCAAAAGGGGAAAACAACAAUUAUGGAGACUUGGACAAGAAAUUCCAGUUUGA